Molecule: messenger RNA, 885 nt
Organism: Cutaneotrichosporon oleaginosum
Lineage: Eukaryota; Fungi; Basidiomycota; Tremellomycetes; Trichosporonales; Trichosporonaceae
Molecular function (GO): oxidoreductase activity
Source: RefSeq, a predicted model, not a curated record
AUGGACAAAGCCCUCGGUAAUGCAACUCGCCUCUCGCUAGAGAGCACCGUUCGUCUACGCUCUGGCGCAGCCAUGCCCGUGCUCGGAUUUGGCGUAUACCAGGCACGUGGCGACGAUUGCAAGAACGCCGUCAAGACCGCUCUCCAGGCCGGAUAUCGCCACAUCGACAGCGCGCAGGCUUAUCACAAUGAGACAUUGGUUGGCGCGGGCAUCGCCGACUCGGGCGUACCACGUUCCCAGGUCUUUAUCACGACCAAGUUCAUGCCGGGGCACAGCGUGCCCACAGAGGACGAGGUGUACGACCAUCUAGUCAAGUCUACGCGUCGCUUCACUCCCAGCACACCCAAGCCGCCCGACGGGUACCUUGACCUACUGCUCAUCCAUGCGCCGCGUCCCAACGAAGAGGCCCGGGCCGUGCACUGGAAGGCCUUGGCACGAGCUCAGAAGGAGGGAUGGGCACGCGACAUCGGCGUGUCCAACUUCGGCGUCAAGCAUCUCCGUGCGCUCCCCGAGCCGCUUCCCGCCAUCAACCAGAUCGAGCUGCACCCGUGGUGCCAGCAACGCGACAUUGUCAAGUACUGCCAGGACAAGGGGAUUGUUGUGCAGGCUUAUUGUCCCAUUGUGCGCGCCGAUCCGAAUCGCCUUGGUGAUCCCACCGUGGUGAAAAUCGCUGAGAAACACGGCAAGGAGGUGCCACAGGUGCUCAUCCGCUGGAGUCUGCAGAAGGGAUACGUUCCACUGCCCAAGAGUGUGACGCCGUCGCGCAUCAAGUCGAACAUGGAUGUGUUCGACUUUGAGCUUGAUGCAGAGGACAUGGCGGCGCUGGACAGCCUCGACGAGGGCGCCAAGGGCGCAUGCUCGUGGAACCCGGUCGACACGCCUUGA